AUGGUUUUAUCGAGCAGCGCCGAAUAUCAAGUCAAAAAUGAUGACAAAUCGCGAAUAGCCGCAAAUCAACGAGAUUAUCGAUGAAAAGUGAGUUUUUUUUGCGAAAAACUUAGUUUUUAUUAAUAAAUCAGAAAUUUCGGAUGCCACUCUUGAAAUUCAACAACAAAAUGUUGAUGAGAUGGCGAUAAAAAGUGAAAUUUGAGAAAAUUUCCACUUUUCAAUUUAAAAGCUCCAUGGAGAAUUUUCUCCAGAAAUUUAUACAUUUUGAUAUUAUUCAAAUAAUUUUAAUGUUUUGGUGCUGCAAUUUGUCUAUGAAAUCUAAAAACUGAAUAUGAUUAACUCACGUUUUCACUAAAAUCAUUCAAUUUUCAGCUAUCGACUGCACAUCAAAAAAUUUUGGAGCAACGACAACAACAAUUUCGGAGGAUAUUCAAAUUUUGUAUUUAUCAUAUUUUUAAUAAAUGAUCAGGCGCAGCCUUCAAGACUGCACCGCUUUGAAAUUUUGUUUGAUUUUUUUUUAUUUCACAGAAAAUUUCCUAAAAAAAAGAUUCUAUGAAUCUCAUGGAAUGUUUAUAACUUCAGCAGAAACUGUUUCGACGGUUUUUCUCAAAAACUACUUUUCUUUCUUCUCAAAAUUGAAAACAGUUUUUGAACACAAAAAAUAAAUUGAUUAAAAUGGUCUCCAAAAAAAAUUUUUGAUCUCAAAAUUUGCGGCGGAGUAUACGGUCAACUUGGCGUCCUAGGCCAUAAAGGUUUCUCUUCCAACUGUCUAAUUUUUUCGCACCGAUAGUAAAUACGUUCCAAGUCCGAUUUCUGAAAUAUCUAAUAAAAAUCUGAAAACUGAAAUUUGUUCGAGCGAAGCGAGUGUAAACCGCAAGCUUCCGCGUAAGCGGCACUAUCUUCCGCUUCACCGGCCACAUGGUUUACUAUGAUAUGGCAAACGUCAUAGCAAUCCGCGUGGCGGCAUACGCGGAAGCUUGCGGUCUACACUCGUUCCGCUCCAGAAAAACCCUUCCAAGUCCAUUUUCUGAAAUAUCUGAUAAAAAUCUGAAAACUGAAAUUUUCAGCACAAAUUAUGGGACAAUUUAGUAACUAUAAACUAGUUCCUGAAUCGUCCCAUAAUUUGUGCUGAAAUUCCAGCAUUUUUCAGAUUUUUAUUGGAAUUUCAGCGGAGAUGCGGAAGCUAUGCCCAAAUUUUGAUCGAGCUACGCAAGUCGCGAGUGUAAACCGGAAGAUUCCGCGUAGGCGGCACUAUCUUCCGCUUCACCGGCCACAUGGUUUACUAUGAUAUGGCAAACGUCAUAGCAAUCCGCGUGGCGGCAUACGCGGAAGCUUGCGGUCUACACUCGCUCCGCUCGAAAAACCCUCUCCAAAUCCUAUUCUGAAAUAUCUGAUAAAAAUCUGAAAACUGAAAUUUUCAGCACAAAUUAUGGGACGAUUCAGUAACUAUAAACUAGUUCCUGAAUCGUCCCUUAAUUUGUGCUGAAAUUCCAGCAUUUUUCAGAUUUUUAUCGGAAUUUCAGCGGAGAUGCGGAAGCUAUGCCCAAAUUUUCCUUAAGCUUGUUUGGUAUCAAAAAAAUCCCCAAUUUUUCUACAGAAAAAAGAGCACGGUUCACCGAAACGUGGAGACAAGAAAAACGGCAAAAACGCGAAAUCUGAGCCAACAGAUGAAGCUGGCGAAUUUCGAAAAUCGAAAAAAGAAUAUUUCAACAAAAAAUAUCGAUUCGGCAAUUUCGAUCGAUAUUAUGGAAUUCGCUUGAAACCGGGAGAAAGUGAUCAAAGAUUGACUGUAAUGAAAAAAGAGUGGUUUGAGAAGAAAUCGAUUUUGGAUAUUGGUAAGUGCUGAAAAUCAGCUGAAAAUUUGAAUUUUUCAGUGAUUUUGAGCCAAAAAUCGUGAUUUUUGACCUAAAAUUAACCUAAAUUUGAAUUUUGCAGGUUGCAAUGUUGGAUUUCUGACUCUGAGUAUUGCCAAAGAUUUUGGACCUCGUCGAAUUUUGGGAAUUGAUUUGGAUGAGCAUUUGAUUGGUGUGGCGCGGAAAAAUAUUCGACAUUAUUGUGAUCAUGAGAUUCCGGUGAGUUUUUUCGACUAAAAAUUUGAAAAAUUCAAAAAAUUUGAUGAAAAAUGACCUAAAAUCGAUAGUUUUUGGCCAAAAAUCAUGAAAUUCGCGAUUUUUCUCUUGGGGGACUAGAAAACCAAUCUGGCAAAACCUAGUCCCCGGCUUCAAAUCGAAAAAUAUGUAAAAAUUGAAUUUUUGCUUGAAAAUUGAAAUUUUGACGCAUUUUCCGCUGGAAAAUCGUAAAUUCACUAUUUUUAGUCGCGGACUAGAAAACCAAUCUUGCAAAACCUAGUCCCCGACUACAAAUUUUAUCAUCAAAAAUCCGAUUUUCUACUAAAAAUCUCGAAAAUGAAUUUUUCAAUCAGAAGAUCAAGGCAACUUUUCAAAAACUCAAAAAUUCUCGAUUUGAAGUCGGGGACUAGGUUUUACAAAAUUGGUUUUCUAGUCCUCGACUCUAAAAAUCACGAAAAACACGUUUACUGGUGUAAAAAAUCAUGAAAAUCUUAUAUUUUCAGCUAAAAAUAUGAAUUUCUCGAUUUAAAGUCGGGGACUAGGUUUUCCCAGGUUGGUUUUCUAGUCCCCGGCUCAAAUAAUCACGAAAAACUCGUUUUUGGGUCAUUUUUCAUCAAAAAUCGCGAAUUUUAGCUCAUUUUUUACGGUUUUUUUGCAGAUGUUGGGCAAAUAUCCAGCCUCAUUUGCCUCACAAUUUGGUGCAAUUACACCAGCUCCAAAACCGGCCGAACCCCGCCCAUUUUCCACCAAAUUUCCCGAUAAUAUUUGGUUCCGAAAAGAGAAUUAUGUGCUGGAAUCGGAUGAGUUGGUCGAAAUUGUCGAACCCGAAUUCGAUGUUAUUAUGGCGUUGAGUAUCACGAAAUGGAUACAUUUGAAUUGGGGAGAUGCGGGAAUGCGACGAUUUUUGAGACGAUGCUAUCGACAUUUGAUGCCUGGUGAGCGUUUUUGAAGGGAAAUUUGAAAAAUUUGCGAAUUUUUGAGCUAAAAAUGAUGAAAAAUGGUGAAUUUUGAGCCGGGGACUAGUUUUCCAAGUGAUUUUUCUAGUCCCUGGCUUGAAAAUCUGCGAUUUGCACUAAUUUUAAGCUAAAAUUCAUCAAUUUUAAGUUGGGGACUAGUUUUCCAGAUGUUUUUCUAGUCCCCGCUUUCAAAACAAGAAAAUUGCACUAUUUUCAGCCGAGGACUAGUUUUCCAAGUGUUUUUUCUACUCCCCGACUUUGAAAAUUCCAAAAAUAUGUAAUUUCGAGCCGGGGACUAGGUUUCCAAUUGGAUUUCUAGUCCCUGGCUUCAAAAUCUCAGAUUUCACUAAUUUUAAGCUAAUAUUCAUAAAUUUUCAAGUUAGGGACUAGUUUUCCAGGUUGAAUUUCUAGUCCCCGACUUUGAAAAUUCCAAAAAUUUGUACUUUUUCUCCUUCGACCGGUCAAAAACAAACAAAACGUAAUUAUUUACUGUUUUUGACUACAGUAAACAAAUAUUUUGGGUAAAUAAAACAAGAACUUGAAUAUUAUUCAAAUUUUAGUGCAAAAAUGCGAAAAUAGUGGAAAAUUUGUGAUUUUUCACCCAAAAAACCCCGAAUUUUCGCUCAUUUUCAACCCAAAAUUAAUUUCAGGUGGCCGUUUGAUCAUCGAACCGCAACCUUUUGAAACCUAUCGAAAACGUGCCAAAAUGAACGAGGAACUCAAGUCGAAUUACGCGAAAAUCGAAUUCAAACCCGACGAUUUUGAGAUGUAUUUGUUGGAAGAAGUUGGAUUUGAGAGUGUUGAGCAUUUGGGAGCACCGUCUGCUAGAAGUAAAGGUAAAAUUCGGAAAAUUUGAUGAAAAAUGAGCUAGAAAUCGAGAUUUUUGAUGAAAAAUGAGCCAAAAACGCGAUUUUUCGAGUGGGGGACUAGAAAAAUAAAUUGGGAAACCUAGUCCCCGACUUCAAAUCGAAAAUUUGUAUUUUCAAGUGAAAAUACAAGAUUUUCAUGAUUUUUCACACCAGAAAACGUGAAAUUCACGAUUUUUGAGUCAUGGACGAGAAAACCAAAUUAGAAAUCCUAGUCCCCGACUUCAAAUCGAAAAAUAAAGAAAAGGUGAAUUUUUGAUUGAAAAAUGGUUUUUUCAUGGUUUUUCACACCAGAAAUCGUGAAUUUCGCGAUUUUUGAGUGGGGGACUGGAAAACCAAAUUGGAAAACCUAGUCCCCGACUUCAAAUCGAAAAUUUGUAUUUUCGGCCGAAAAUAAACCAUUUUCAUGAUUUUUUCCACCAGAAAUCGUGAAUUUCGCGAUUUUUUAAGUCAGGGACGAGAAAUCCAAUUUGGGGAAACCUAGUCCCCGACUUCAAAUCCAAGAUUUGUAUUUUCAGCUCAAAAUACACAAUUUUCGUGGUUUUUUACACCAGAAAACGUGAAUUUCGCGAUUUUUUGAGUCAGGGACGAGAAAACCAACCUUGUAAAUCCUAGUCCCCGACUUCAAACCGAAAAUUUGUAUUUUCAGCCGAAAAUAAACCAUUUUCAUGAUUUUUUCCACCAGAAAUCGUGAAUUUCGCGAUUUUUUGAGUGGGGGGACUAGAAAACCAAAUUGCAAAUCCUAGUCCCCGACUUCAAAUCGAAUAUUUGUAUUUUCAGCCGAAAAUACAAGAUUUUCAUGAGUUUUCCUACCGGAAAACUAGAAAUCAGCUAAUUUUUGAAUAAGGGACUAGAAAUCCAACCUUGCAAAUCCUAGUCCCCGACUUCAAAUCGAAAAAUAAAGAAAAUGUGCAUUUUUGAUUGAAAAAUGGUUUUUUUCAUGGUUUUUCACACCAGAAAACGCGAAUUUCGCGAUUUUUGAGCGGGGGACUAGAAAACCAAAUUGUAAAACCUAGUCCCUGAGUUCAAAUUUCAAAUUUUCCAGGUUUCGAGCGAUACAUUGAUGUCUACGUGAAACCAUUGAAACCGAAAACUGAAUAA
This is a messenger RNA of Caenorhabditis angaria, 4992 nucleotides long. The record is from the annotation of a GenBank genome assembly. NCBI's taxonomy places the organism in Eukaryota, Metazoa, Nematoda, Chromadorea, Rhabditida, Rhabditidae.